Molecule: messenger RNA, 1824 nt
Organism: Phyllostomus discolor (pale spear-nosed bat)
Lineage: Eukaryota; Metazoa; Chordata; Mammalia; Chiroptera; Phyllostomidae
Gene: ZACN
Product: zinc activated ion channel
Source: RefSeq, a predicted model, not a curated record
AUGACCCUGCGGCUCCUGCUCCAUGUCGCCUUGCUCAGACCUGGCACCACUCCGCCCUCGAUCGUGAGCUUUGGGAUUUGGGCCCCAAGGUACCUGGGUGACCUCGGCCUUCAUCCCUCAGCCUGGCUGUCCUUCUUUGACCUCAACCUGCUCCUGGAGGUUCAGGAAACCAUCCAGCUUCCGAACAACGGGAGCAAGUCCCUGCUGGUGGACGUGCCGGUGUUAGACAUCCUUCAGUACACAGUGUCCUCCAAGCUGCUGCUCCGGCUGGUGAGAGCCCGGAGUGGGGGGUGGGCGGGCGCCCUUGGCUGUGACACUUCUCCCCGCAGGCUCCGGGUGGACUGGCAGGACCGGGGCCCAGGGACCCGCGUGGACCAAGGUGGCCAUGUCAAGCUCCCCCUGGCCCUCACCACAGAGACCAGCUGCGACUCUGAGCUCCUCUCUGCCUCCCCAGGGACCAGAGGGGCCGCACCCUCGGCUUCUAUGCGCCCAGCCACCCCUGGCUCUCCCUGCUCUGGUGCGGCCCCACUUCUGUCCUGCCUCCUCCCCCUCAGCCACUGCGAAGCAAUUGCCCCCAACAGCCAGGGCCCCACCGCAGGGGCUAGGCCGCUGGUGUUAGCAACCAGGUCGCUGCAGCCUCAUCCCUGGAAACAUCCUAAAGGUGUGGCCACGCAACGAGACACAGCCGUCCACCGUCCGCGGGCACUGGCUGGUCCCUGCCCUCCUCCCGAGAGAUCUGGGGGCCGUCCUCUCCCCGCCCCUCGCAGUGACGGAGCUGGCACUCCAGGCCCACGUGGUGGACGGACCGUGGGUGUCAAGAGGGAGCACAGGGUUCGGGAUUUGAAAGCCCAAGUCCCGCCGCAGCAGCUGGUGCCCUGCUACUGGGUGACGGUGAGGCCGGAGGUGGCCACCAGAGGGCUGCAGGGGCAUCGCAGAUGCAGGGCCAGAGGCAAGACAUCACCUUCCUGCCCCCACCCCCUGUGCAGCCCCCCAAAGCCCCCACUUUCUUCCUUCCCACUGCGCCUGCAGAACAGACUGAAGGCCAUCAUGUUGCUGUCGGUACCCAGGGAGGCGCUGCUGUGGGCGCACGAGUGCAGGGGGCGGGGGCCGUGGCUGCCCCUCCAGGCCACGGAGCGCACCGCCCAUGAGGUGACCCUGCUGCAGGGCCUGGUCUUCCACUCCUCCCUGGUGCAGGCCCAGCCCCGCUCCUCCUCCUGCAACCUGCUGCUCAAUGAGCCCUGCACCCUCGCCUGGCCCUGCCUCCUUCUCCUCUUGGCACUAGAGACCGUCCCGUUGGCAGGGCUGCUGGCCCGGGACCACCUCAGGGCCGAGAAGAGCCCCAGCCCAGCCCCAAGAGGGGAGUGGCAGGACCGGGAGAAGGGGAGAACUCAGGGCCUAAUCCUGAAGGCGGGCAGGGGCUGGGCCCUUCCUGGGGGCGGGAGGAAUGGGGCCAGGAGCAGGUGGAUGGGGCACAGCCGGCAUGCCGCAAGCCAGAGGCUGGGGUCGGGGGUUGCUGGGCUACUGGGAGGGCCCUCGCCCUCACUCUGCCGGCCCCGCUGGCCGGGCUGCACCGUGUCCCCCCUGGCAGAAGCAGGUAUGCAGCAGGGAGCAGGGCCGGCUUCCCCGGAGGCCUGGCCAACGACUCCGAACUCCCCGGCGUAACCCUGUGCCCGGGAGCCUCUCUAGGAGGGUCCUUCUCCAGCUGAAUGAAGAUGGCCCAGAACGGGCCGCAUCCACACCCGGCUGUUGUGAAUCACAGAAGGGGAAACACGGCCAAGGGUCCCUGGGGGAGGGGCCGGGCUGAGCCCUGAAACUCGGCUCCUC